AUAUUUCAAGACAGACUUGGAAGUCAAGAACCUGUUGUAAUUUAUUUCCGGUUAGGCAACAUAGAGAGAGAGAGAGAGAGUGUGUGUAUCUGUGUGGGAAGAUUUGGUUUUCUAGAGAGAGAAACCUCAAGAAGAUCGGAGAAAACUUGCUUGAUCGUAUUUCCAUGGUGAAUCUCUUGAAAUCCUGAGGAAGGAGAGGAGGAGAAAUAAGAGAAGGGCAAAGGUUCUGUUUUAGGGUUAUGUGGUUUCUGAAGGAAGAAGAAGAAGAAAAAGAAGAUGGAGUUGUCAGAUUGCUCUAAUGAGUACGAGAAGCUUGUUGUACGGAUGAACAUGCCCAGGGUCGUCAUCGACAAUGGAGUUUGCCCUAAUUCAACCGUCGUCAAGAUCGACAGCGCGAGAAGUCAGGGCACAUUGCUAGAGUCCGUACAGCUUCUCACGGACAUGGGUCUGUGGAUUCGGAAAGCUUACAUUUCCUCGGACGGGAAAUGGAACAUGGAUGUUUUUCAUGUUACUGAUUCGAAAGGGAACAAAUUAACCGACGAAAACCUUAUCGGUUACAUUGAAAAGUCCAUCGAGUCAUCUCACUACGCUAGAAACGAAGAGUACACCGGUUUAACCGCCAUAGAGUUAACCGGAUUAGACCGAGUCGGUUUACUCUCCGAGGUUUUCGCGGUUUUGGCCGAGCUGCAUUGCGAUGUGGUGGAGGCUAAGGCUUGGACGCACAAUGGCAGAAUCGCGUCCUUGAUCUACGUCAAAGACCCCAAUUCUGGGACACCGAUCCAUGGAGAUUCUGACCGAGUUCAAUGGAUAGAAGGGCAGUUGCGAAAUUUGCUUAAACGAGACGACAGUUACCGAAACGCCACGAGAACGUGCGUAUCACUCGGGGGUCGGAUUCAUAUGGAGAGACGAUUGCACCAAAUGAUGUUUUCUGAUCGAGACUACGAAAAGAAACCCGAUCCCCAGAAAUCUACUGUUGUUUCGGUUCAGAAUCUUCCGAGACGAGGGUAUUCUGUUGUGAACUUGCAGUGUAAAGAUAGAACGAAGCUUCUCUUCGACGUGGUUUGCACGUUAACCGACAUGGCUUACCUUGUUUUCCACGCUUCGGUCCGAACAGAUGGAUCCAAUGCUUUCUUCGAAUUCUACAUCAGACAUGCCAAUGGGACUCCGGUUAAUUCAGAACCAGAGAGACAACGUUUGAUCCAAUGCCUACAAGCUUCAGUCGAAAGAAGGGUAUCUGAGGGUGUGAGGUUGGAACUUUGCACGGCGGAUAGACAGGGAUUGUUAGCGGAGGUAACACGAAUAUUCCGAGAGAACGGAUUGAAUGUAGCGAGAGCUGAUGUAUCGACGAAAGACGGUGUGACCAAGAACGUUUUCUACGUGAUGGAUGCAAAUGGGAGCCCAGCAGACUCGAGAAUAAUCGAAUCGGUUAGAGAAAAGAUCGGAUCGAAACACUUAAACGUGUUAGAACCUUCUCCGGCGAUGUGUCGGAAUUCCGCAGAGGAGGAACGGCCGGAAACACAACGGUACGGCGGGGGAGGGGCAGUGUUGGUGUCGCUUGGGAGUCUUGUUCUGAGAAAUCUCUACCAUAUGGGUUUGAUCAAAUCAUAUUUUUAAAUUAGGGUUACAAGAAAUUGUUACCGGUUAAUGUCGGUCCAUAUACUUAGUAUUUUCCGGUGGUUUGGGGGUUAGGAAUAUUUGGUGAUCGGUCUUGUUGUGACCGAUAGGUGGGUUGCUUUGUUAAAUGACAAGGAGGAAGAUGUUAGGUAGAUCUUUGGUACGUAUAGUUUUGAAAUUUUAUUUUUGUAUUGUAUAUAUACCAUAUGCUGGUUAGAAACAUUGACCUGUGAAAAAUAAUAUCAUUAGCUUUGUAUAUAAAAUUU
Molecule: messenger RNA, 1880 nt
Organism: Tarenaya hassleriana
Lineage: Eukaryota; Viridiplantae; Streptophyta; Magnoliopsida; Brassicales; Cleomaceae
Product: ACT domain-containing protein ACR7-like
Exons: 7
Coding region: 277-1614 (445 amino acids)
Source: RefSeq, a predicted model, not a curated record